This is a messenger RNA of Phymastichus coffea, 907 nucleotides long. RefSeq lists its product as uncharacterized. The record is from RefSeq and is a predicted model, not a curated record. Lineage: Eukaryota; Metazoa; Arthropoda; Insecta; Hymenoptera; Eulophidae. Bases 116 to 703 code for a protein of 195 amino acids. The transcript is spliced from 4 exons.
GCGCGGCUUCUCCCCACCAAGACAGAAGUGAAUCGCAUCGGAUCAGUCGCCGGUCAGCCAGCUCCUCGUGCUCGUCUCGCCAGCGCGCCGCACCGAUCGGACUCGGCAAUCGAACAUGAAGCUGCUGCCGCUGCUGCUGCUGGCCCCUCUGGUUUGCCUGCUAGUCGCGGUACAGUCCCGGCCCGACGAAGGCUACUGGCUACGAUUCACCGCGCCCAGUCUCAAGAGCGAGAUCUUCGGCCCUCUUCGCGCGAACGAGAAGCGACGCAUCGCCGUCCGGUGCGGCGAACGCGUGUCGGAGUCGUACGGCGUGCUCGAGCAAACGUUCGGGCUGCACUCCGCGGCGGCCAGCCUGACUAAUUGCACCUGGUACCUCCGAGCCCCGGCCGAUCACGUCGUCAACGUCAUUUCCAUAUCCUUCGUCCUCCAGGACGAGACGAAGCCACCUCUCAGCGACGACAUUCGAGUCUCCACGAUUUCCCUCUACGACGAUACCGAGCCCAAUCCAACCAACUUGUUGACCACAUAUUACGUGAGCCCUCGAGAAAAAGUAGGUCACUUUGCCAACAGUUUGUCAUCAAAACAAGAUAUGGUCGUCGAAAUCAAGUAUCACGCCAACAAAGAUUUUGAAACGCAGACUAUGAUGGUCGAGUACGAAUUUCUCGACGUCGAUAAGAUGAACGCCUUGCUUCGAGCCGACUAAUCGUGCUGUUUCAGGCCGCUUUUCUGAACUGUCAUCGCUUUUAAUUAAAUGUUUGUUUCGCAAACCAUUAAUAGCUUAAGAAACAAGUCGAAGCAGAGCAGCAUUCGAAUAUGCUUAUGCGCGUUCAAUUUUCCGUAUCUAUUUGAAUUUCAUGCGUUUUAUUCGAUUAUAUUAUUCCUAUUAAAUAAUUAAUUAGUUUGAUUA